CCCCCGCGUCGUCCGGGCCUGCUGCAUCGUCGCGCUCCACAUACUCCGCUCCUGCUUGUCCGCCACCGCCCACCGCCUGGAUGCAAACCCUCCACUCGAUUCUUCCUCUCCUGACCCAAUGCGCCGCCUCUCCUCCACCUCGCGACCUCUCCUCUCGUCCAUGGCCUCUGCUCCGCCUCGCCAUUGCUGGCCGCCACGAGCGCUUGCACGACGAGCUUUGCCGCUCAUGGUGGCUCACAGUCUAGCCGCCCCUCAUGUUUCCAGAUUAUUUCCUCAUGGAUCUCGGGGCAUGGCCAGCACCAGCGGAUUCAAAGGCGGCGAAUCUGCUAAACCAGACGCGCGAUCGCUCAUCUCUUCUACCAAGGAUCAGCCUGCCAUCAGCCAAGGCAUGAAAGACGUGGAGACGAUUGGCACAACCUUGGAGGUUACAGAUGCUACAGCCGGCAAACACGACGCAUUUGCGAAAACUGUGGACAUCUCUGGUUGUGAGGAAAACGGAAGGAGUUCAACCAACAAGGAUACAAAGAGGGCAUCGGUAGCAAGCGAUGGCCAAGAAGAUGAUGUACUCUCCAUGGGAAUGUUGCCAAAAAGCACACACCGUGAUCGUUCGCUAUACAGACCUAAUCAUUCGUGGAAAAGGGACUAUAAUGUUGCGGACCGUAAUGAGACUCGGCUAGCAGAACCCACAGAUUGUGACAUCCGCAACGGAAAAUGCAUUCGGCAUAUACCUAAUCGCGUAUUACAAAUUUUGUCAUUAAAGUUGGCUAAACUUACUGUGGAUCCUGGCCCAGUAGAGUUGUAUGGAUACAUAGCAGUGCGGGAUUAUAUGGAUACAUUGCUUAAUUAUGUUGUCAAUAUAAGCAGGGAUGAUCCCAUCACCGUGAAGCAGGGCUCUCUCAUCGACAUGGCUGGCCCUAAGCGAGGGAUGAAUAUGCUUUCCACUAUUCUAGUGGAAUUUGACAUGAGGAUCAAGGUAGGCAAGGAAGAAAGGGAUGACUGCCAGCUGAUCAAGGUAGGCAAGGAUCAAGGCGGGCACGCAUGGGCUUGAUACUCGAGAGAUGAAGACUGAAUUCGGGUUGAUCUCAGUGAAGGUGACUUGGUCGACUCUGCUUUCCGUCUAGUAGGCUUAUUGCAGCGGUUGAAUGAAGUUUGUCGAAAAGUUGUGUCUGAGGAAUGGGCCAAGAGCCGGUCAACAGUCUAGAGUGAGUCGUACGUGGACACUGUUGAACUGUUUAGGGUAUCUUUACAUGUUUCACUACUAUUACCUGACAAUCCUAGCCAUUUGGGGUACACUGGUCCUGAUAUAUGUAUCUAGUGCUCUUUUUGCUUAGCAAAUCUGCUUGGUGAACUAGGGCUAGGAGGAACCUGCCCUGUCCGUUCCAGCUCUAAUCCUAGU
Molecule: messenger RNA, 1396 nt
Organism: Triticum aestivum (bread wheat)
Lineage: Eukaryota; Viridiplantae; Streptophyta; Magnoliopsida; Poales; Poaceae
Exons: 4
Coding region: 119-1048 (309 amino acids)
Source: RefSeq, a predicted model, not a curated record